AUGGAGACCAUUUCCUCCAGCUUGCCGACCAUGGCCUGCAGUCACCAGGGUGAUGUCGUCGUGUUCGAGGUGAACGCCAUCGGCUGGGCUCCCUCCGGUGCGCGCACGGCGCUGUCCCUGCACCACGAGCUCGACCCGGCCAGGCUCCCCGCCGCUAAAGGUGUGGCCGCCAUCGGGCACGAGCGCACGCCCAGCGGUCGGUACGUCCUGGCGGCGGGCCGCGCCGACGAGGACGACGGCCUGUGCCAGGCGAUCACGCCGGGCGCGCUCAAGCCCCGGGUCACGUACCGUGUCGCCGGCUGGGUCAGCGUAGCGGCGGCGGCGCCGGGCGCCGGGGUUGGAGGAACAACGACCCACCAUCCCGUGCACGUCAGCAUCCGCGUCGACGGCGGCGCUGUCGCCUGCUCGGCCGCCUCCGACUCCGAGUCCGAGGCAGGCACAGGCGGCAGCAGGUGGGCGGAGAUCAAGGGCGCGUUCCGGCUGAAGGAGAGCCCCCGCAGCGCGGUGGUGUACGUGCAUGGGGCGCCUGCCGGCGUCGAUGUGAAGGUCAUGGACCUAAGGAUCAUUGCCACGGACCGAAAAGCGCGCUUCAGCUACCUCAAGGAAAAGACGGACAAGGUGCGCAAGCGUGACGUGGUUGUGAAGGUGGACGGGGCCCCGGCGGGCGCGCCCGUGCGCGUGGUGCAGCUGGACAGCGCCUUCGCCAUUGGCAGCUGCAUCAACGGCACGGUGAUCCAGGACCCGGCCUUCGUGGACUUCUUCACCAACCACAUGGACUGGGCCGUCUUCGAGAACGAGCUCAAGUGGUACUGGACCGAGGCGCAGCGCGGGCAGCUCAACUACGCCGACGCCGACCGCCUGCUCGACUUCUGCGACCGCGCGGGGAAGCCCGUGCGGGGCCACUGCAUCUUCUGGGCCGUCGACGGCGACGUGCAGCAGUGGAUCAAGGACAUCGCCGACCACGACGGGCCGGACCAGCUCAUGGCUGCCGUGCAGGCACGCCUCAACGGCCUCCUGGCGCGCUACGCGGGGCGGUUCCCGCACUACGACGUCAACAACGAGAUGCUGCACGGGCGCUUCUUCCGCGACCGCCUCGGCGACGACGUGGCCGCGCUCAUGUUCCGGGAGGCGGCCCGCCUGGACCCGGGCGCCGCGCUCUUCGUCAACGACUACAACGUCGAGUGCGGCAACGACGGCAACGCCACGCCGGAGAGGUACGUGGAGCUCAUCCGCGACCUGCAGCGGCGCGGCGCGCAGGUCGGCGGCGUCGGGCUGCAGGGCCACGUCACCCACCCCGUCGGGGAGGUCAUCUGCGACGCGCUCGACACGCUCGCCGCGGCCACCGACCUGCCCAUCUGGUUUACGGAGCUCGACGUGUGCGAGCCCGACGACGCCCUGCGCGCCGACGACCUCGAGGUGGUGAUGCGCGAGGCGUACGCGCACCCGGCGGUCAAGGGCGUCGUGCUCUGGGGGUUCAUGCAGGGACACAUGUGGAGGCAGGACGCCGCGCUCGUCAACGCCGACGGCACCGUCAACGACGCCGGGCAGAGGUUCAUUGACCUCCGGAGGGAGUGGACGUCCGACGCGCGGGGACGCCUCGACGCCGAUGGACAGUUCAAGUUCAGGGGCUUCCACGGCAGCUACGUGGCGCAGGUCACCACGCCCACGGGGACGAAGAUGCUCAAGGCCUUCACCGUCGACAAAGGGGACACGCCUCUCGUGCUCGACAUGGAUAACUGA
Miscanthus lutarioriparius is the source of this 1740-nucleotide messenger RNA. The record is from the annotation of a GenBank genome assembly. NCBI's taxonomy places the organism in Eukaryota, Viridiplantae, Streptophyta, Magnoliopsida, Poales, Poaceae.